AGGCCCCGCGUUGUUUCUCACUCGCAGAUUGCUGGAAGGAAGGAGAUGCGCCGCGCCUACGGAUGCUUUGCAACUCACAGACACCAAAGGCACCGGGGAAAUUUAUUACUUUAAGUAGCGAUCGGACCCAGAUGGCUUUUCACCAAGUGGAGCGUGGGCGAGAGGGGAUAGUGGUGAUGAUCACAUGCACGCGAUGGGCGGGCGCCGCAGAUUGUGAGCUGUGACCUUGUAAUUAUCUUCUCACUAUGCGAGUCACAAUGCGAAGCUUUCGUUAGGCCGAAAUAAGCUGGGAGGAGGGAUCGUAGCGAUCAUAACUUGACAUGUCAUGAGCGUCCAUCUCUGAUUUUCAAUCAAGUUCACGUGGCCAAGUAUCCACUGCGUAUCCUUGCACUGGAUCCGCAGCAAGAAACUUAUUACUUCCCUUUCGCUGGUCUGCGUAUGCUUGUGUCCAAUGGUUGAGUUCGUAAGUGUGCUUUUCUUUCAGUUGUUGCGAGGUGCGCAUUCGGAAUAGAGAAUUGGAUUGAACAAGUUUUGGAUUCGGAAGAGUUGGUCAGUAUGGCAGACGAGGAUUGCUUUGAGAGGUUAGACGUCGGGGGGAAGAAAUUUGUCACCACGGCGAGUACUCUUACCAAGAGAGACAUAGGCUCGGCCCUGGCUGUCAUGGCUAGCGAACUUCAGGAGAAGAGAAAGACUCAGGGCUAUGAAGCGAGAGAAAUGUUUUUAGAUCGGGAUGGAACGCACUUCAGGCACAUUCUGAAUUGGCUUCGUGAUGGCGCCAUCACUCCAGAGAUGGAAACGUCCAUUUACCACGAGCUUCUCCAAGAAGCAGAAUAUUACAGGCUGCCGGGUUUAGUGUACGCUAUCAAAUCGAUUCUGACUGAGAAACGUGAAGGCAACAGCACGCAGCCGAGAACGAGCAAAGUUGAGUGGAUUGAUGAGUUUACACCGCCCUUCAAGAAAGUUGACAACAGCAUUAACUUGGGAGAGGCUGAAAUGAGUCGCCGGGAUGUAAUCGAAUUGCUGCAUGGUCCACUGCGGUUGCAAGGAACGAAUCUUUCGGGUCUAAACCUGUCCGGUCUCAAUUUAAGUGGCGGAAAUUUUCGAAAUACCCGUCUCAUCAAUACUAAAUUCCCCUUUACCGACCUCGAAAAUGCAAACUUCGAAAGCUGUGAGGCAACUGGGGCUAAUUUCAGAAAAGCAAGACUUCUGAAUUGCGAUUUUUCAGGUGGGGAGAUGGUUGGGGCGGUGCUGGACGGUACGCAUUCAAAGAAUGCCAAGUUUGAUGAAGUACGCCUUGAGAAUGCAAGCUUUCGCGAGGCUAAUCUAAGUUGCGCGACAUUCGAUGGCGCUAACCUUUCCAAGACAAAUAUGUCGAGAUCAAGGUUGGUGGGAGCAUCGUUUAGAAAUGCCAACCUUACCGAAGCAAACUUGUCGCAUGCAGACUUGCAUGAAAAACAUGGCUACUGGGACGGUGGUCCAGCUAUUCUGACACAAGCAAGGCUCACUAGAGUGAACUUCUUUCGAGCAAAUCUGAAAAAUGUUAAUGUCAAGGACUCUGUAGACUACCGGAGUGCCAUCAAUUUGAGUACAGCGAUAGGCUAUACACCAGCCGGGUAGGCGGGCCAGCAGAAAACACUGAUAAAUUUAGAAAUAUCUUACCCAAGUUAAGCGCUGUUCAAACAGCCAGUCACCAUAGUAGUAACAGAACCAGAAUUACUAUUUCGAAUGUAAACUGGACCUCUGAAACCAACUAUGAAAGUUGCUCAUGCUACAUCGACGUUUCAGCCUCCAA
Physcomitrium patens is the source of this 1792-nucleotide messenger RNA. Lineage: Eukaryota; Viridiplantae; Streptophyta; Bryopsida; Funariales; Funariaceae. The record is from RefSeq and is a predicted model, not a curated record.